Messenger RNA from Miscanthus lutarioriparius, 309 nucleotides. NCBI's taxonomy places the organism in Eukaryota, Viridiplantae, Streptophyta, Magnoliopsida, Poales, Poaceae. The record is from the annotation of a GenBank genome assembly.
AUGACGACCAUGAAUACCUGCAGCAGCAGCCUCCUCCUCGCUGUCGCCGCCGCUGCCGUGGUCUGCACCUUUGCCCCGUCGCCGGCUACCGCCGACCCCUACCUCUGCCCAUGGAGGACGGUGGCUCACCCCGAGGACCCCUUCAUCCAGAACCUCGGCAGCUGGGCGGUGGACCAGCAGCAUACCGUGAUGCACUUCGAAAAGGUGGAGAGCGCCAAGGCGCAGGGCGUCGGCCAAUGCACCAGCAUGACCCGCAACUACGAACUCAUCAUCUUAGCGUCCAUCCGCGGCACCCCCCGGCGACGGUGA